UUGAUGAAUUCGUGAUAAGAACUACUGUAUGUGACUUAUGAACAUUGAUGAAUGGUAAGAAGCAUAGUACUAAGUAUACUGUUACUAUUUGUUUCUAAUCCAAAUGUUAUUUUUCAGGUGAUGAUGUGCCAUCUGCGUCUUCUACUCCCACACAUGAUGAAGAUGGAAAUCCCCGAAAGAAGCAGCGUAGAAUAGAUGAUGUUAUGCGGAAGCAGGCCGAGGAAGCUUACCGUAAAUUGCUGCAGACGGCGUACAUCAUGGCGUGUGAUGGCCUACCCUUGAGUCAUUUCACAACUUUGGUCAAAGUUCAGCGGGCCAGUGGUGUUAACCUUAUUCAAGGUUGUGAUGACUCAAAUAAAGCACGUGAAUUUGUAAGUUUCUUAGCUGAUGGUAUUCGCGACAAGCUGGCUCUGAUUAUGGCAUCUGCUACUGCAUACUCCACCCUGACAGAUGGGAGUAUGGCCCGAAAAACAAGCUCGGAAAAGGAACUUGUUUUUGUGAGAUUGGUCAGAGGGGGAAUUCCCCUGUACUACUGUGUGGCUUUGCAAGAUUUGUCUGAAUAUGGGGACUCAACAGCAGAAAACAUUAAAAAGGCCAUUGAUGAUGCCUUCAUUCACAAACUGAACAUUCCCGAGGCCUCUUAUGUCAACUGCAUGUCAGCUUCCACUGCCGAUGGAGCAGCAGUGAAUACCGGUGUGUACAAUGGUGUUCUUACCAGAUUGUCUGAAGAGAGAGGGUGGUUAAUAACCAUUCACUGCGUGCUUCACAGGUUGGAACUGUCCAUGAAGGAUGUUCUGAAGCAGCAAAAGAAAUUUGUAGAGGUGAAUGAUUUCAUGAUCACCUUAUUCUAUCUCUUCAAACAAUCUGGGAAAAUCAAGAGAUCUUUUGAGGACACCGCUAAGGCUUUGGGGCUGCAAGUUUACAAAUUUCCUAAGGUACAUGGCACUCGUUUUGUCAGCCAUCAGCGAAGGGGUUUAGACAGACUACUGAAAAACUGGAUUGUUCUUGGGCAGACAUGCGAGAACAUGAUAGCCACGGGUGAAGUGACACGCAAUUACACCUAUAGCCCUAAACUAAAGGGUGUCCUCAAAAGACUUCAAGAUUGUGAAUUUCUUGCUGUAGCUGUUCUGUACAAGGAAGUGCUCGAUAUUGUUAGCAAGCUUUCAUUAAAGCUUCAGAUGAGUAACUUGAUGGUUUUUGAUGUUCAAUCAGAAAUAGAACGGGGCAUUUCUUCCCUAGAUACCCUCACUGAGUCUCUUUCAGGUGAUGCUCUCGUUGCCUUGGGUCUUAAUGAUCUUCUGCUAUACUCCAGCUCAAAUUUCUCAUUGAUUGAAGAGUGGGACGCGCCCGCUCAGGACAUCGCUGUAGAAACAGGCGGGCGUACGCGACCGGUGAGAGAGGCGACAUUAGUAGCCCCACGGGCCGCAAGCCCGAUAGAAACGGGUAAUAGGGAUGCUUGUUCCCAGUGGGAUGACGAAGACCAGGUGCCUCUAGCGCGUUUACGUUCUCUUCCAGAACAGCAUGAUGACGAAUUGGUGGACAACCGCGCUGAUGGCGGCGGUGCUGAUGCUCCCGAUCGCUACGAGAGCCAGUAA
Messenger RNA from Priapulus caudatus, 1595 nucleotides. Its product is annotated as zinc finger protein 862-like. The transcript has 2 exons. The record is from RefSeq and is a predicted model, not a curated record. Bases 204 to 1595 code for a protein of 463 amino acids. Lineage: Eukaryota; Metazoa; Priapulida; Priapulimorpha; Priapulimorphida; Priapulidae.